This is a messenger RNA of Trypanosoma brucei brucei TREU927, 1245 nucleotides long. RefSeq lists its product as hypothetical. Lineage: Eukaryota; Euglenozoa; Kinetoplastea; Trypanosomatida; Trypanosomatidae. The transcript has a single exon. The record is from RefSeq and is a predicted model, not a curated record. Bases 1 to 1245 code for a protein of 414 amino acids.
AUGGCAAUACUUAGCCGUGUCAUUGUUUUUACAUCAUGUGCAACGACCUUCGUUGGAACCGCGUAUGUCGUUGGACUUGCUCUUAGUCCUCCGCCUUCUUACGCGGUGAGUGAUAGGCAGCGUAUCGAACGUUAUAAUGUUUUGUCAAUUGAAAGCGCCUACGACAAAAAAACUCGGAGCCAAGAGUUUCUCCUCGGUAUAAGCCGAUUGCGCCGACGACUGUUGUGGGAUGAAGGGCUGCUACGGGGGCGUGUGCUCGAAGUUGGUGCUGGGUGCGGUGGUGUUCUGUCUUAUUACGACGCUGUAGUGAGUUCCGCAAGUGAUCCGCCAACGGUGAACGGUAGUACCGAAGAAGAUCAUGCCGCAAUAAAACAGAAUACCGUAACUGAGGUAGUUUUAUGCGAUCGCUCCCCCGGGAUGAUCCAGUCGACAGCGGAGCAGGUUUAUCGGCGUUAUGGGUACCAACCGUAUCGUUACCCAGACUACGAUUUGGUUGAAAUGCAGGUUGAUACGCGAACAUCUGUGGAUGAAUAUAAGGAAAAUACCGCUGCCAGUGAGAUGCCUGGCAGGCGUAGUGUCAUGGAAGGACCCCCUGUGGAAACCCAACAGUUGAGGGAGUGUGGCACUGGUGUUACCGAGACCACUCUCGCGAAAGGGUGUUUAACCGCGGAAGAUGGAAAUGGUGCCCAAGGCACCAAGGAAUUGGUUCCUCCCAUUCUUUCAUCCGCUUUCUCCGGUACUACACUUCCCCUUCUAAGCGAAAGUGGCUUAACUGAGUUAAAAAAGCGCGAAUCAGAGGGGGAAAAGAGGAUUCUCCAUGAUGGAAGUGCCGCAAAGAAUCAAACCUUCUCUGUGGCAAAUUAUGCUGCCGAGCAAAUGCCCUUCUCGGACAAUAGUUUUGACACUGUUGUUGAUAUGUUCGGGUUAUGCAGUUAUGAUGACCCAGUGAGGGCACUCAGGGAGAUGUCACGAGUGUGUAAACCCGACGGGCACUUACUUCUGCUUGAGCACGGCAAGGGACACUGGUCACGUGUUAACAACUACCUCGACAAGUGGGCACCACGGCAUGCUAAGAUGUGGGGAUGUUGGUGGAACAGAGAUAUUCAGCGGUACCUUCGCCUAGCUGGAAUUACCAUAAUUAAAAAGGACGAAAGACACUUUGGUACAACACAUUACAUUGUGGCGCGGCCUUUCAAAAUGAUGGAUGAAUUGGAAGACUAUCGAUCAUCACUCUCGGAGUUGUAA